Pezoporus occidentalis (night parrot) is the source of this 2627-nucleotide messenger RNA. It is a transcript of the gene FOXN1, whose product is annotated as forkhead box N1. The coding region runs from base 90 to 2054 and encodes 654 amino acids. The record is from RefSeq and is a predicted model, not a curated record. Gene Ontology annotation, biological process: regulation of transcription by RNA polymerase II. NCBI's taxonomy places the organism in Eukaryota, Metazoa, Chordata, Aves, Psittaciformes, Psittacidae. The transcript has 8 exons. Gene Ontology annotation, molecular function: transcription cis-regulatory region binding; DNA-binding transcription factor activity, RNA polymerase II-specific.
CACCUGCACAUAACGCGGUGGCUUCUUUUACAGUUUUAGAAACUAUUUGAUUUUGUCCUGACAGGGUUUCUGCCUGCGUGGCUCUGGUGAUGGUUUCACUACUCCAAGAUCAAGCAAAUAUUAAGUUUUCUUCUUCGGACACUCUGGAAAGGGAUCAACAAGACCUCAUGAAGACACAUGGGGACUCAGUAUCCCCAGUUCAGCAAACUGAUAAUCCCAGUUACAAUUGCCAACCAUACGAGUCAGACGGCAGGACAGAAAGGAAGAGCUCAGAGUCUUCUCACAGCCCCAGCCCUGCUUCUCCAGCCCAGGAUCAGAUUCAUGGGAGAUAUCCUACAAGCCAAGGAAUUCACUGUGGCAAGAACAAAUUUAAAGCAUCUUUCAGUACUGAGAAGUUCAGGAGGUUCAGUUACGAGGAAAGCACUGCAGGAAAUUAUGACAGGUUUCUCAAGAGCAGCAGAAACCCCUUUCACCCUUACAAGAGGCAGAUCAGUGAAGAUGUCUUCCAGGAAGCACAUCAAAACCUCCCACCAGAAGCUUCACCCUUCAAAAAUGCCAGAAGCAUCGAUGGGUUUGAGGGUCUACCAGGAUCUACAGGUCCUGAUGAGUCAGAGUCAUUUCCGACACACAUUCCAAACAUCUCCACAGAACAACCCUGGUGUAACAGCCUCCAGUACAGCACCACAGGUCAAGAUCACACUUCACAAGUCAUGCAGGAUCCAGACAUGAAGCUCAGGACAUCCCCCCUGGAAGGGCAGCCUGGUUUGUAUUGCUAUCAGCCUCAAGUGCAGCAGAUGUAUUGCCCCUCACAUCCUUUCCAUCAGUAUUCCUCGGGAGGCAGCUAUCCUGUGACUUACAUUACUUCUUCGCACUACCCCUACCAACGAAUCGCUCCUCAAAGCAGUCAAGAAUCCCAGCAGCCUCUGUUUCCCAAACCCAUCUACUCCUACAGCAUCCUGAUCUUCAUGGCACUCAAAAACAGCAAGACAGGGAGUUUGCCAGUCAGUGAGAUUUACAAUUUCAUGACGGAACACUUCCCUUACUUUAAGACAGCUCCGGACGGCUGGAAGAAUUCUGUACGUCACAACUUAUCUUUGAACAAAUGCUUUGAGAAAGUUGAAAACAAAUCAGGCAAUUCUUCUCGGAAAGGCUGUUUGUGGGCUCUGAAUCCAGCCAAAAUCGAUAAGAUGCAGGAGGAGCUUCAGAAAUGGAAGAGGAAAGACCCAGUUGCUGUAAGGAAGAGUAUGGCAAAGCCAGAAGAACUUGACACACUGAUAGGCGACAAAAGCGAAAAGCUGAGAUCUUCAAUGAUGUCCGGCAGUCCGACUGGCGUUGCAACUGCAUCCCUUUCCAGGCAGAUGGCAGUCCAAUCCCAUUCCUUAUGCGAGCCCUCGCUUUCCUCCGGUAUACCACAGCCAUUACAUAGUAUCCACGCAUCAGGAGCUCUACAUGUCAAGAACCCGUUGCCAAAUUUGCUUGGGGGGCAGCAAACUGCGUGCUAUACAUCAACACAGGGUUUUCCUCAAAUCUCAAGUACAUUAAUGCAACAGUCACCCGACCCUCAGACCCUUUUUCCUUCUGCGGAGGCUCAAAGUGAACUCAGAACUCAGCCUAGCAUCACCCAGGACUCACCGCUGCCGGCUCAGACCCCCCCCAGCUGUGGAGUGAAGAUGCUGACAGAGCACUCUACAGCCAGGACAAUGCAGGACACGCUCAUGCAGGAAGGAGAUCUCAGCAAUGAUAUCGAUGCUCUUAAUCCAUCCCUGACUGAUUUUGAUCUCCAAGGAAACCUUUGGGAGGAGCUGAAAGAUGACAGCUUAGCUGUGGAUCCCCUAGUUCUCAUUUCAUCAUCCCCAGUGUCUUCCCAAUGUUUCCCUUCUCACUGCCAGAUGGAGAACACCAGCAGCAAUAGCAUCAACACCCAGAAUGGAACCCCACACAGCAAUGUGCCUGACCUACAGCUCACUACUCUUUACUCUGCCUUUAUGGAACUGGAUACAGUGUCUCCUGCCUACCUAAGUAAUACUGGAUCCAAACCUAUAGCACUAAUGUGAACCACGCACCAACCUAGUUAUUAUUACUUGGUCUGAAUACAGUCCUAACCAUCCCACACACUGACCAGCUGAAACUGUGUCCAUUGGAAUAAGAAUACUCUUUUUCCAGAACUCACCCGCAGGAUAUGUAGCUUUACUAUGACAAUUUUCUACAGACAGAUACUAAGAAAGUUUAAAAGACUAUUUAAAGAUAAUAUUGUUAACGGCUGAACUGGUCAACACCAUUUUAUCAAGCCACUCAUCUUCUCUAUCUUCCAGGAACAAAUGACUAUAAGAGGAAAACAAAUUAUUGACAUUUUUCUUUUCUUUUUCAAAAUGAAAGCUGCUUGCAAAUGAACACAGAAGCCAGAGCUUACAAUAAUGUAACUUAUUUCUUGGAGCCAGUGAUGGCAACAACAUCUUCCGCACACAACUCAAAACCAAUCUGCAUAUUAAAACAUUUAUAGUCCCCUUGAAAGAAGUUCUGGGGGUUGGUAAACAAGAACAUAAACUGAAAACUCUGCAAGUAUUAGAAGAUAGAGGACUAGCUGCUGCCAGACUAAACCAAAGCAACAGAUAGAAUUUAGCAAAAAA